Molecule: messenger RNA, 1152 nt
Organism: Cyclopterus lumpus (lumpfish)
Lineage: Eukaryota; Metazoa; Chordata; Actinopteri; Perciformes; Cyclopteridae
Gene: prrg2
Product: proline rich Gla (G-carboxyglutamic acid) 2
Exons: 6
Coding region: 255-869 (204 amino acids)
Cellular component (GO): extracellular region
Molecular function (GO): calcium ion binding
Source: RefSeq, a predicted model, not a curated record
CAGGUUCCUCCUCCAGCAGGAAUGCUGUCCAGCAGGUUUGUGAUGUGACGUGUUUCCAGGAAAACAACACAAGCCUCUGGAGCCUGACGGGUAAAGUGCUUAAGUUCGGAGUAAGAUUGUGACUUCCACGUUCUAAAAGCCGUAAAGUAGACGUUUGGUUUCGCUCCAGGGAAGCUGAGAGUUGGACCAGUGCUCAGUGCUCAGUGCAUUCAUUUCCACAGAGGCUCUUCCGUGUCCGUCUCCCUGCAGUUUAAAUGGCAGCCUCGUCGGCACUGUGGAUUCCUGUGCUGUCCCUGCUCCAGCUGGCUCACAGCACUGUCUUCUCCAGACCUGCUCCAGGAGAGCCAGUGCUGCUGGACCAGCAGUCAGCGACCAGCUUCCUGUCCCGCUCGCUGCUCUACAACAGCUGGGACUUUGAGUUGGUGGUGGCUGACAAUCUGCAGAGGGAGUGCUUUGAGGAGACGUGCAGCUAUGAGGAGGCCAGAGAGGUGUUCGAGGACGACACUCAGACGGACAGCUUUUGGACCAGCUAUACCAACAAUCACGAGUAUUCCCCCAGAGUGGAUGUGUCUGGGCUGGUGGCGGGGAUCGUGGCUGUCCUCGUGUCUGCUGGCAUUGCCACCGUGCUGGGAAUCUACUGCUACAAAAACAAGAAUAAAGGUCGACCGAGGUUGGGCCAAGCUCCGGUGAGGAUGGCAGCAGAUGGCCGUCCUGCCCCAGAGACGGUACCCCUGGCUGGGAUCCUCGUCCCUCCAGGUCUACCCAGCUACAACGAGGCUCUGCACCACAGUGGGCAACACGAUGCCCCACCACCACCGUAUUCAGGGGGGGCGCCAUCAGAGCCUGCUGAUCCCGGAGACAACGCAUGAGACUGCUGGUCGAGCCUCCUCAUUCGAGCUGGUGGUCUGAGGGAACUUUAGCAGCCGGCCUGUUUCCGGCAGUAUUUAUCCGUGAGGUGCAGACCCAGUCCUAGAAGGACUCCCAGCCGGCUCUGAUGUCUAGUCGGUCCACUCCGCACGUGACGCUCUAGAGUGGGCAGCUGAGGGUGUGGUUCAAUUGUGUGGUUGUUUGGGGGGUUACUUUGGAGCAAUAGACACUCCAUUCAUAGAGACCACCGGGUCUCGUUUGAUAGAAUAAAUGACAUAACAAGUA